AUGAAUCAGCAGCUGCGGGCCGGGCCGCCGGGCCCUGGCGCGGACCCCCGGGUGCCUCACUCGACCCCACCCUUUCCUCCCGCCGUCCGGGGAAGGCGCGGCGGCGGGAGGGCAAACUGCGCAUGCGCAACCCGCGCGCCGUUGUCCCUGGCAACACUGGCUGCGCCAGCCCAGGUCGGCGUCUCGCGGGCCUGGCCUGGGCGCUCGGCCAGAGCGCCAGGUCCCCACCCCCAGCUCCCGGCGUCCUGCAGCCUGAGCCCGCCUCGUCUGGCUCCUGCGCCCGCCCUCCAGGGCCCCUGCCCAAGCUCGCAGACGCCGGCGGCGUUCUCCAGCUCGAGUGCCCGGGCUAGGGCAGGUUCUGAGUGGUGGCGGCGCUGGCCUGGGCCCUGCCACGCGGAGGCGCUCUUCCGUCAGGACGGCGCCGCCGGGGUCCCGCGAUUCCAACUCGGGGGUCCCGGAGAGGCGCGGGGCGGGAACGGCCUGGCAGCUCCCAGCAGCAAGGGGCGAUCCCCCCCGCCCCCGUCCCGCAGCAGACCCCGAGCUGCCCGGGCCCCUCCUGCGCCACGUGUGCCCAGAGCUCCGCCCGGGGAAGACUUCGCUGCUUGUUGGAGAUGCCCAGCGGCAGGGGUCGAGGACUCAGGAGGAAGGGAAACGGGGGAUCCCGUGUCUGGACUUUCUCCUCCACCCUCUUGCCUUCGCAGCUGUAAAGCCGGGGAGGGGAAGGGUGGCCGCCCCGCCAGCAGAGAGCCCAAGGUGUUCCAUGGUCAGUGAGGGCCGGCACUGGCUCUGCACGAAGAUCUCCUCACCUCCCCAGUGGCUCCUGGCCAGCUCCCCACAGACAGCCCGGGGCACUUGUCCCUGGAAAUGGUGGUGCAGCCAUGCUUGGGCCAAAGCCCAUGAGGGCACCAGAACCACGAAAGGCUCCUCCACUGAGAGGGAUACU
Molecule: messenger RNA, 943 nt
Organism: Piliocolobus tephrosceles (Ugandan red Colobus)
Lineage: Eukaryota; Metazoa; Chordata; Mammalia; Primates; Cercopithecidae
Product: basic proline-rich protein-like
Exons: 3
Coding region: 1-771 (256 amino acids)
Source: RefSeq, a predicted model, not a curated record